AACAUCAAACACGCCCUCAUUUUUUUCUUCUUUUUAUCGACGAACUCUUGCCCGCAGCCUUAUUGUUCCCAACGAAAAACAGAAAACCAAGCUCGCCUUCAAAUCGAAGACUCGCAUGUAUCGAGCUUUCGCUCGCUUGAAAAAUUCCCAAAUUGAGUCGACCUCGCCUGAAAAUGAACAGAGCUCGCCUGUAAACAGAUCGAAGCUCGAGCUCGCCUAAAUCGAGUCGAAGCUCGCCUGAACUAGAAGUCGAGCUCGCCUGAUUCGAGCACGUGAGCUCGCCUGAAAAUUUGGGAUCGAAGUUUGCCAACCAAGACGAAGCUCGCCUGAAACCAAGCUCGAGCUCGCCUGAAAUAGGUUCGAGCUUGCCUACAGAGUUUGCCGACAAGCUCGCCUGAAUGAGGUUGUUUGAGUGAUAAUCAUGAUAAUGUCAAGACCCAUGGUGCUUGUUUUCUUACUGAUGAUCCUCAUAAUUACGUCGCAAUUCGAGUGGAAACAGCAGCUUGUUAAUGACAUGGACCCGAACCCGAGCAUUGCUCAGAAGCAGCAGCAGAAUUUGAGAAGAGAAGAGGUCGUCAAAGAAAAAAUAAUUCUAUCUCAAGAAAAGAACAUUCAAAAGCUACAUGAGCUAGUUCAAAGCCUUCAGCAGCAAUUGCUGCAAUGCCGAGAAAUCAACAACACGGUAAGCAUUCCUGGCAAUUCUUUGAAUGAAAAUGAAAGACAGAAGAUCCUGGAAGAUUAGUGCAAUCUUCACUGGUGUACUAUUUAUAGUUUGUAAAUGAGUUUGGAGAAACAGAGAUCUUCUCAGGGGAUCAGCAUUUGCUGAUUAUGAAGCAAAAGGAUGUCCGUCCAGUUAUCUGAAAAUUUUAGUGGACACGUGUUUAUUUAACGUCUGUUUAAAUCCUAGUGCCAGCAUUCAUUAUUUUCUACAGUUUUCUCGAUAUAGGUUCUUGUAGUUCAUAAU
Molecule: messenger RNA, 964 nt
Organism: Asparagus officinalis (garden asparagus)
Lineage: Eukaryota; Viridiplantae; Streptophyta; Magnoliopsida; Asparagales; Asparagaceae
Exons: 3
Coding region: 422-742 (106 amino acids)
Source: RefSeq, a predicted model, not a curated record